Molecule: messenger RNA, 2439 nt
Organism: Acanthosepion pharaonis
Lineage: Eukaryota; Metazoa; Mollusca; Cephalopoda; Sepiida; Sepiidae
Source: the annotation of a GenBank genome assembly
AUGGCUUUUUCGCCAACAGAAUCUCCUGUUUAUGGUGGAGAUGAGUUGACAGUCACUGUUGACAAUUUGGAUUUACCUUCAACUGCAGAAUUCUUUAUUUUAUACACCGGAUCAAAAGAACGCCGGGUUACAAGAGCACAAAGAAUCAACAGUGCAACAUUCCAAGGAAAUAUUCCAGAUCAUGCUUUAGAAGAAAAUGUUGAGCUGGAAGUAUUUUGUAAGUCAGAGAAAGAUGGAAGUGCUGAUUACAAACGAAUUGGGAAUGGACAAUUCCGUUACCUUAAUGACUCUGCUCAUUCUCUGGCAAAAAAACUUCUGGAUAUAAAUACAGACCAGGAGAUUAAGCUGGACAUAGAAAAUGAAGAUCUUUCAACACUGGAUACUCGAUUGAAGAAAUCCUUGGAACAUAUUACUAAAACAGAGGGAUGGCCAGAUGAUAUCAAAGAUAAAGAACAUAACAAUCGGAACACCCUCCUCCAUUUUGCCGCUCAUCAUGGACUUUCGCAGGUGGUCAGUUUGGUUGUGAGCGGUAUCAGUGAUGAAGCCAUUCAGACCACAAAUUCCCAAGGAAAAACUGCAAGAGAACUUGCUCUUGAUCAGGGACACAAGGAAAUAUCAGACUUGCUAUCUGACAGUUGUACGAGAAGUGUGGUGAAACCUGAAAUUAUGAUGUUUGAACGGAAUGGCGCAGUUGUUCAUAAAAAUCACAAUGGUGCCAUAUCUAUUGCAACUCCUCAUAUAGAUGGAGACAGUGUCACCAGUGACAUGGAUCUUUUAAAUGCAAUUGAAAUUGAGAUGACCCAGAAAGAACAAGAAAAUGCAGAAAGUUCCCAAGAUAAAAUACUUGAAGAGUCAACAGGUGAAAAUACUGAAAUAAAGUUAUCAGAAGAGAACCAACCUGAAGAUAUUUCCCAAGAUGAUGAUGCUGGACUUGAUAUAACUGGCAACGAGGAAGCAGACAGCCUGAAAUGCACUCCAGUUGAGGAGAAAGUCGAUUCUGAAAUGGUACCUGAAGAGGAAGUUGUCAUUGCAAAUGAUGAAAAUGAAAUAAAAACAGACAAGGAAAAUGAUGCUGCUGUCAGUAACACUAUUACAGACAUAGCAACAGACGCUGCUGUUAUUGAGUGUGUGGGUGACAAAGAAUCUCCUUGUGAAGUAGAAGACAAUGUUGAGAGUUUGUUUGAGGACAGUGGGGAGAAGGUUAUUGAAGAAAUCACUGAGGAACAUGACAAAGACACUCAGCAUCUGUUGAAUGAAAAACUUGAGAUUCUUGAGGAAGACCUUGAAGAGAACAAAAUGGGCAAAAAUCAAGAUGAUGCUUCAAAAACUGAAGAAGCCAUUCCAAGCAAUGUAUCACUCUCUUUUCCUCUUCCGUCCUUGUCAUUGACAACAACUGAUACUAAUUCUUUUGUCACUGCACAAGAAACGGUUGCAACAGCAACAGACGAAUCUAAAACAGAUGAACUUAAUGAUUUUGAAGCUGUACUUGAUUCUGCAGCUACAGGUACUCCUUCUGAGGACACUUCCAUGCCCGUUAGCCAGGAGGUUUCUCCUGAGGAAAGCCAUGAGGUUACUGCAGCUGUAGAAACACCGUUAAGUGAAGAAGCUGAUUCUGAGAUUGUAAGGGCCGAAGAAGAAAGCCCAAACAGUGACGAGAGCACCGAUUCUGAUUCUUCCUUGCCUCUCCCAUCUUCACCACCACCACCACCACCACCACCACCAACAUCCCAAGAGGCAAAUAUCGACAAUGUUGAUCUUCAUACGACCUGCAGUGACCGUUCCUUUACAGGGGGAGAUAACUCUUCCCUGUCUGGUCGGAUCAGUACUGGUGUUACUGGCGUAGCAUUUGAUGAAAUUGUAAUGCGUAAGCAUAACAAGGAUAAAGUGGAUCUAGGACCAGUCAUGGGGGAAAUGUGCAUUUUGGAUCCUUUACUUGAAGAACGGGAGACUAGCGAGGAAUCAAUUGGAAAGCCUCCAAUGAUAUUACCCACCAGUUAUCCGAAGAAAGAAGCAGCAUUUGCACUCUCUCACUCUCUCUUUUUCUCUCUCUCACUCUCUCUUUUUCUCUCUCUCACUCUCUCUUUUUCUCUCUCUCACUCUCUCUUUUUCUCACUCUCUCUUUUUCUCUCUCUCUCUUUUUCUCUCUCUCUCUUUUCUCUCUCUCUCUUUCUCUCCUCUCUCUUUCUCCUCUCUCUUUCUCCCCUCUUUCUCUCUCCUCUUUUCUCUCUUUCUCUUUUCUCUCUCUCUCCUCUUUUCUCUCUCCUCUCUUUCUCUCUCCUCUCUCUUUCUCUCUCCUCCUCUUUCUCUUCUCUUUCUCUUUCCUCCUCUUUCUCUCUCACUCUCUUUCUCUCUCCUCUCUUUUCUCUCUCCUCCUCUCUUUCUCUUUCUUUCCUCUUUCUUUUCUCUCUCUCUUUCUCUCUCUCACUCUCAAAGCUUUGA